AUGUGGAGGACCUUGCUAGAAGAAAGAAGACAAGGAAGGAACAUCAAACUGAAACUCUAUCUCCUUUGUAUCAUCCCAGAACCACCUCAAGAGAAGCUCCAGUGGAUGAUCAGUAAAUGUCUGACAACUGACAAAGCUAUCUUAACCACCUUCCGCAAAGAAUUACCUGAAGAAUCAAAAUGUGCCUUAUUGCCCUUGUUAAGACACCUAGCGGGUGAGCAGAAACUUAAGCUUAAAGUCCUCAGCUGGGAGAGAUGGCUGAGUGGGGGUGAGAAGCAAGUGGUGCGGGAGCCCGGCGCUGCGGGGCGCGAGGACCCCCGGCGGCCCACGUCCACUCGGACGCGGCUUGGGGAGGACGUCGAGCGCCCCCCGCCUGCCUUCUUGCGCCCCCACCCAGUCCCAGGCUGGCCCGCGGGCAUGGACACCCACCCACAGCCGGCACAGGCGCGCGCGUAUACACACAAACACACGCACCCACAGCCACAAAGCGCGUCUGCCGCCGGGCAGCGCGAUCCCCGGGCGCCCUUUGGCCGCAGAAGGGACCCGGCGGCCGCUGGCUCUGCGCUCAGAGGGUACCGUCUCCCCGCGCCGCGCCCGCGCCUUUACCUGCGCCCGCCGCCGCCUCGCGUCCGGCUCCCGCCGCCCCCAGGCUGGCCUCAGGCUGCGCGGUCAAUCCCCGCAGCCCCCGCCCCGCGGCCCGCCGAGCCCGGCCCUCCGCCCGCCCCUCGGCCGUCGCCCGGAGCGGGGCCGCCCCCUGCGCCCACCCCGCCGGGGUCCCGCGCGCGGCCGGGAGGCCGGGAAGGGCUCGGCAGCGCGGGGACCCUGGCCGCCCGAGACCCGGGCGGGCUCCGCUGGGGGACAGGGGCGUCGCGGUUCGGGGAGCGUCUGCCGCCGCUCGGCCCGGAGUGCUCCGGCUUUGGCGCGCUGGCAGGGGCGGCGGGGGAGGGGGCGCCGAGGGAGGGCCACGGGAGCCGCGCCGACGCCAGCCGCCUUCUUCCUCCGCCUCCUUUUCUGCUGGCUCCACGUAGCACAAGUCAGCAAGUCCUGCACCUCUUGACUCCCUCCCCCUGGCUCAUCCCCUUACCUGGCGCGACGCCCCCCGAGCCCCGACCCUCGGCGCUCCUCCUCCCCCAUUCAGUUGCUGGACCCCCAGCCCCGUCUGCAGGGCGGGGGCGGAGGGCAGCUCGAGCCUCCCAUUCAUUAUCUUCCCAGCGCCCCCCCACCCGGAGAGGACCCACCCGCGGCCCGAGACCCUAG
Messenger RNA from Rangifer tarandus platyrhynchus (Svalbard reindeer), 1257 nucleotides. The record is from the annotation of a GenBank genome assembly. NCBI's taxonomy places the organism in Eukaryota, Metazoa, Chordata, Mammalia, Artiodactyla, Cervidae.